Messenger RNA from Nelumbo nucifera (sacred lotus), 2538 nucleotides. It is a transcript of the gene PRHA, whose product is annotated as pathogenesis related homeodomain protein A. Gene Ontology annotation, molecular function: chromatin binding; DNA binding. The record is from RefSeq and is a predicted model, not a curated record. Gene Ontology annotation, cellular component: nucleus. Lineage: Eukaryota; Viridiplantae; Streptophyta; Magnoliopsida; Proteales; Nelumbonaceae. Gene Ontology annotation, biological process: negative regulation of gene expression, epigenetic.
AUGUGGCAUUUCAAAUUUAUUUUCUGUACCAUUUGAUAUCCCUGUUUAUUAUAAAUCUCUAUAAUCUGUGUUUGAAUUUCUGCCAUUUUUAUUCACUAACCAAGCUUACAUUUAUAAUGGCCACAUUGACUGAGGAAGAGUGUGGAUACUGACCGUUAGGUUGACGAAAUGCGGAAACCGGUGACCUGAAUCUGACGGCAUCAGUUGAAAACACUUGUACUGAUGCAAUUUUCAGUGCGAGAUGUUAGCAGUUUGAAGCUUUGAAAGCUCUAAGAUCUCUCUCUCUCUCUCUCUCUCUCUCUCUCUCUCUCCCUGUGACUGAUUAUGAAGGGAAUUGGUUCGGCUCAUUCAAGAAGAAGGAUAACAGAAUUUCCAGGUGACGGAGCCAGGGAUAACCGUAUGGAUGGAAAACCAAUAAAAAGAAAAACUGUGCACAAAGGUUCUGACAGAAAUUCCUCUGAGAAGCCGUCUACCUCGAAGGCUUUAGAUAGGAAGCCAUCGACUGUUGGCUGUAGAGGGCAUGAAAAGAGUGAUGAUAAAGAUUUCACAACUCAGAAAAUUCACAAGAGGAGAAAGCGGAAGAGGAGGAAGGAAAAUGGAGAGCAUGAUGAGGCAUCUCGCUUGCAAAGAAGAACGAGGUACCUGUUGAUUAAAAUGAAGCUGGAGCAGAACCUAAUUGAUGCUUACUCUGGGGAAGGUUGGAAAGGACAGAGCCGGGAAAAGAUUAAACCAGAAAAGGAACUACAAAGAGCAAAGAAGCAGAUACUAAAGUGUAAACUUGGCAUCCGUGAUGCAAUUCACCAACUGCAUAUGCUUAGUGCUGAGGGAUGUAUUGAAGAAUCCGUGAUUGCUCCAGACGGAUCUGUUUUCCAUGAACAUAUUUUCUGUGCAAAAUGCAAGUUACGAGAUGCUUUCCCAGAUAAUGACAUUAUACUGUGUGAUGGGACUUGUAAUUGUGCUUUCCACCAGAAAUGUCUGGAUCCUCCAUUAGCAACUGAAAAUAUACCUCCAGGAGACCAAGGAUGGUAUUGCAAAUUCUGUGAGUGUAAGAUGGAAAUACUAGAUGCAGUGAAUGCUCAUCUUGGGACACAAUUCCCUAUGAACAGUAAUUGGCAGGAUGUUUUCAAGGAAGCAGCUGAAUUGCCAGAUGGGGGGAGUGCAUCUCUAAAUCCAGAAGAAGAAUGGCCAUCUGAUGAUUCUGAAGAUUGUGAUUAUGAUCCAGAAAGAAAUGAAAAAAGCUGUAGUGAAACAAGUAUCGAAGAUAACAUUUCUGAUGAUGCAAGCAGUUUCAGCAGUUUAUCGUGGUCAUUUGGGGAAGAAGCUAGCUUGCAAUCCAGAAGAUCAGGAGAUGAAGAUGAAGGUUCUCAAGGUAGAAAUACAAUGAGGGGAGAUGACAAUAAAUUUGUUGACUCAUUCAUUGGAGAUGCUUCUUAUAACAACAUUGACCGAGAAAUUAAAAGCCGCUGUAGACAGAGAAAAGAUGUUGAUUAUAAGAAACUGCAUGAUGAAAUGUUUGGCAAAGAUGUGGCUGAAAAUGAACAAGUUAGCGAAGAUGAAGACUGGGGACCUGGUAGAAAAACACGUAGAGAAAAGGAGUCUGAUGCGGUAGACACCCUAAUGACCUUGUGUGAAAAUGAGAAUGCUUGUUCCAAUGUUGUACCGAUAGAAACAAAGGAGAAAAAGCACUCAGUUUCAAGAGAUAAAAAACCACUUUUCAGGAUUCCACCAAGUGCAGUUGAGAAACUUCGCCAAGUCUUCGCUGAAAAUGAACUUCCUUCAAGAGCUGUUAAGGAAGAUCUCUCAAAUCAAUUGGGUCUUGCAUCUGAGAAGGUCAAUAAGUGGUUCAAGAAUGCUCGUUAUACAGCUCUUAGAAUCAGAAAGGCAGAAAGCAUGAAAGAACUUGGCUCUUCUAUCAGCAUACCUGAAGAUUCAAGUCUAGAAAUUGGAAAAUACCAAACUGCUGAUCAAGUGGCUCUGAAGGAUAACCCUUCUCUGGUACCAUCAGAAACUGGAGUGCGUAUGCCCAAAAACUUGAGAAAAGUUCGUGCUAGAAAGAAUCCAAAGUCUAUAAUUUCCUUAUUGAAGAAAAAGAAACACAAGAAAGCGACAAAUGCAUUGCUCACCAACAAAAAUGAGGUGAGAAAAGGUUUCAAUAGUCUUGUCAAUUUGAAGAAGCAAAUGAGCAAUUUAAAAAGAAAAGCACCUUCAGAAAAGAGGGUUAACCUUAAAUCCAAAAGGGGAAGUUCAAAUGUUGAUGAAAUGAAGAAAAAGGAGAAACUGUACAUGGCUGAGAUGGAGAGGUUGUGUCAUCUCGAGGAUAGAAUUGAGAAGCUGAAGAAAGUAUUAUUGAGAAUACAGAAUGGAAAAAAUCUUAUACGGGAUAAAACCCAUUCAUGCGAACAAGUUGUAAUCUAUGUUCCAGUUGCAGAGAUAAGAGAGAAACAAUGUCAUGUAUAAACUGUUGAUCAUCGAACACCAGUAUUACAAUACUGUAGAUCAUUAAAAACGAAAAAUAGAAAAUCUUUUUAUAGUAUUUAA